Molecule: messenger RNA, 937 nt
Organism: Corticium candelabrum
Lineage: Eukaryota; Metazoa; Porifera; Homoscleromorpha; Homosclerophorida; Plakinidae
Product: cation-dependent mannose-6-phosphate receptor-like
Exons: 6
Coding region: 180-737 (185 amino acids)
Biological process (GO): protein targeting to lysosome
Cellular component (GO): Golgi apparatus; endosome; trans-Golgi network
Molecular function (GO): protein domain specific binding
Source: RefSeq, a predicted model, not a curated record
UAUCACUUUACUGCUUGCUCUUUGCGUUGUCUUUCGGCGGAGCGUCAUUGCAUAUUACUGAAGUGACGCGAUCAUCAUCAUCGUUGUGUACAUGUCAAGCCACCUACAGCGACAGCUCAAGAGGUGUCUAUGAUUUGUCUGGCGCAUCAUGGAAACAGUUGUUUGUGACACCUAAAGAUAUGAACUACUCGUUCGUCUACAGUCCAUGCACCUCAUACGACGUUCCGAACGAUGCAGAGGGAGCUUGCAACGGAGUCGGCGUUUGCCAGAUUGAAAAAGAAAAGUUUUCUAACUAUGGCGAGGCUUCUAGUGCAGUUUGUGGCACCACACUAGAUGGGACAAUGCCUACUCUGAUGUAUAGGGCGCAAAAGAGAAGUGCAAUUGUGACUUUGUUAUGCAACUUGACAGAUGAAGGGUUGACAGGUGCUGUGGUGAACGAUGUUGUGAAGCUCACUCUCAGUUCAAAAUGUGCUUGUCGUGACAUGUGUAAAGUUGAAAAACCAGAAGUAAAUUCAGGAGCUCUUAGUAUUGGAUCCUUACUUCUCAUUGUGUUCUUCAGUGUUGUGUUUGCGUACAUCAUUGGAGGAAUGUUAUUUUUGGGCGUAUCCCGUGGAGCUAGAGGCAUUGAAAUGAUACCCCAUUAUGUGUUUUGGGUCAGUCUGCCAGGACUAGUGAAGGAUGGAUUUCUAUUUCUUGCAACAGGCUGUGAGUCACGUAGUGCAUACCAGAAGAUUUAAUUAAACCUACAUGCUUGCUGUAUACGUAAUAAUUUAACUGGUUAGCUAGGUUCAGUAGUCUUAGAGACUCAACUGAAUUACAACAUGUAUAGUACAUGCAGUAUGUAGCCGGAGAUGGGAUUAAUUUGUGCUCAUCAAUUGUAUGAUCAGGAGCGCAUUUGGUAUAUCUAGCUGCUAAGCAGUCAUGCACGUAUAGAAAU